GUCUUGCCAGGGUUUGUUGUGCAGUGGCUGUUACGUCUCCCAAUACUACGAGUUUGAGCAGUUGUUUUCGCAGAGGCCUUUUGCAGGGUAUUUUCUCUGGCGUUGUACUCCUAGGAAUUGGAGGAUUUGCCUUUCGGUAGUGGUCGGCUUUCUCCGGGCUGUUAGAUGUCUGGUGGGGCGUGACUCCCUCCGCGUGUCAGCAGUGAUCACAGGUUGUGAGAAACGAUACGAGCUUGGUGUUCCUGACUUCCGUGUCAUCACAAGAAUAGUUCUCUUUAUGUCUAGUCUGUAGUGUGUUGGUGGUAUGGAUUCGUGGGUUAAGAAACAGUAAUACUCUCCGUGUGGAGCUCGAGGACUGGAAUCGAAUGUUUGAGGAUUGGUGUUGAAGGUGCAGGUUAUUUGGCUCUUUGCGCAAGACCUUGCACUCAUGCUUCGCAGUGUUUAAUUGAUUCUCACUUAUCAGCACUGGACCUACUCUCAUGACCGAGGACAUGUACCGAAAGCUUAGAAAUCUGGGUGGCAGUAGCAUCACUCCGGCCACCAUAGCCCAACAGCUAAAGAUCUCCCUUCAAACUUAUUGUCCAUCAUCCUUGCCUACCGACACUGCUCAGCCGAAUGAAUCGACAAUGAACCUCAAACCCACAUCACGAAGCGACUUGCACAAUCCUGAUCCCUUCUGGUUGCUGCCAAACUUCCCCGGUGAUUUUCCUGAUCAGCGGGAUGUGAAUGCAAACCCCGUGGUCACGAGCAACCCACAAACCUCGACGAGCAUGUGGGAGCCAGUUGUAGGGAAUCAGGAGUUUUCCACUCAACCUAUCACUGCACCAGCUUUCAAGCUUUCUCAGGGAGAUUCUCUUACGAAUUCACCUGGGGAGAACGCAAUGGAAUUACCGGCCAACUCCUCAGAUACUGCUGAAAAAAAAUCGGUUGGUGGGAAACGCCAAAAAUCAGUUGCGUCCAAAAACCUGGUGUCUGAGCGGAAGCGGAGGAAGAAACUCAACGAGGGGCUUUUCCAGUUGCGGGCUGUGGUUCCUAAGAUCAGCAAGAUGGACAAAGCCUCUAUUAUUGGCGAUGCAAUUGCCUACGUCCGCGAGCUCCAGAAAGAGCUUGAGGAGAUUGAAUCUGAGAUCGACGAUUUGGAACAGAAGUGCACAGGAUCCAUUGGUGAUGAUCCUGGUUCAGUGGAAGAAGCUGGUACAGGAGAGAAUUUUUCAAGUCCAACCAGUUCAAAUCUGAUUUCUGGAGUAGAGAUUCAGGGGGCUGAGCAUAGAGUUGACAGCAACAUCGAUAAACUCUCGGCUAACACUACCCAAAUGCUGUUUCCAGCUCGAUUGGCUCAGAAAAUCUUGGAAGUGGAUGUGGCAAGGCUAGAGGAACAGACCUAUCAUUUCCGCAUAUUUUGCCCGAGAGGACCUGGCGUGCUUGUGCAACUGGUGCAAGCAGUAGAAUCAUUGGGUGUGCAAGUUAUAAAUUCCCACCAUACGGCCUUCCAGGAAAAUAUACUCAACAGUUUCAUUGCGGAGAUGAAGGAUCCGAAAAUGGAAACCGAAGACGUGAGAAAAACAAUUUUCAGUGCAGCUGCUCAGUAUGGACUUGUGCAAAGCUGAUCAUCUUGUAGGCGACGAAGCGCUCCGACAAGCAGUGAUGAGAUUAAGUCGCUGAAUAACGGGACCAUCUUCGGGGUUCAUACAAGCAGCGCAAGGAGAGUCGGCUGUGUAAAUAUAGUCAUCUUAGAUGAGGAUUCGCGGUAGUUUGUUUGAGAAGAUUCAAUGCAAGGUGAGAGGCACAAUUUUGUAUUGUCCUCAUUCGGAGGAUCUACAGCAGGAAGAAGAGGGGCUUGACCAAGAUGCUCAGAUCAAGUUGCUUGCUCCAUUCGCUGUAACAAAGGCUCUUGAAGAUCGCUCUGAUGAGUGUCCAUUUCCUUCGUCUUUUUC
Messenger RNA from Physcomitrium patens, 1934 nucleotides. Its product is annotated as transcription factor bHLH35. Gene Ontology annotation, biological process: regulation of DNA-templated transcription. Gene Ontology annotation, molecular function: DNA-binding transcription factor activity; sequence-specific DNA binding; protein dimerization activity. Gene Ontology annotation, cellular component: nucleus. The record is from RefSeq and is a predicted model, not a curated record. NCBI's taxonomy places the organism in Eukaryota, Viridiplantae, Streptophyta, Bryopsida, Funariales, Funariaceae.